CAACGAACCGAUCUCUGCAAGAUAGCACUCGCCGCAAUGACGGUCCCACAACACGAAUUUGAGCAAGAAGAGCAACCACCCGAGGUGCCGAGGCAGCCCCUAAACGUAAAGGAGCAGCUCGAAGCCACGGCCUCGCGGUUCUGGUCCUCGGUGACAAAGACCGGCAGGUCCCAGGAGAGCGACGAAUCCAUGAGGGUUCCCGGUGUGCCCAUUGGGUUGUUUUCCCAGAGAAGCUGCGGAACCUACGACGACGAAGAAGACGACAUACUGCGAUCGCGGCCGUCCACGGCGCAGCACUCGCUGCAGUUUGUGGUAAAUGCCAUGUUUUCCUCCUGCACCACGGGGGGCCCGUUCACGGACGACGAUGGCAGCAGCGACGAAGCCCUGAAGAAGACCACCCGUUCCCAGUCGGGCACCCUGCCAACAGCGGGGACGACCGUCACCCCCGAUAGCAGCUUCGAUCCGGAAAGGGUCUCACAGUCCCCGCAGCGGAAGGAGCGAAGGCCGCUGCCGAGGCCGGUGGCCACCGCGCGGUCGGCCCUCCAGGAAACCUCCAAGAACCUCUUCAAGAACAACCACGAGAUUGCGGAGGAAGCCAUCAAGCACCUGCGCCGGCAGCAGCAGCGGGAACUCUCUAAGCAGAACAACGAGUCUACCGUCUUUGCCUCGACGGUGGCGGUGGACCUGGAGCGAGACGACUCGUCCCCCCCGAAGAACCACCCCUCCGCGAUCACCCCGGAACCCAAGCCGGCCCUGCCGCAGCAGCCCGAUCCCCAGUSUAAGUCCUUUCUCCCGCGAUCGGUCUCCCCGAAGAGCCAAAAGGGGGCCGUCGCAUCGCCCCCGGGAAAGGUGACCCCCACCCGCAGCCGCAAGGGGCACUCGUUCUUUCCGGCCUCGCGGCCGAGGGAUCCCCCGGGCCGAACGAGGCAGGAACAGCGGGCCCGGGAAAAGAAGGAACGCAUCAAGGGCGUCCCAAAGGAGGUCGAGAAGGCUUCCAGCCCGCCCCGCCUCUUUCGGAAGCGAACGAAGCAGAAACGCGUCCUGGAUGGCGUGCCGGGAACGAAGGGGACCGCGUGGGACGGGACGGAAAGCGAGGACUCGCGUUCGAGCGUGUCGUGGGACAUUAAUAACGACGGGAUCAGCGAGAUCACCCAGACCACGGUCGAUCGCAUGGUCUUUGCCAUUUCGCAGCAGCUCCUCGUCUUUCCGGAAGAGGCCGACAACCUCAACCGGAUCCAUUCCGACCUGACGGAUCCCGCCCCGAACCGGCAGCACACCUUUGAGAGCGACUACGAAACGUCGGUGGAGGGUUCCGUGGCACAAGACUACUUCCCCAUGGUGGGAGGAGUCCUGGACGGAUUCAAGGACGACUUUGGAAGAAUGGUGACGCCUCCCCGGGUUGGGGAUGCCUCCGAAAAGGGUAUGUCCCCUUCCUUGUUAGAAUUUACCCGCACCGCCGGGUCGGUGGGGACGCGGUCCUUUUUCACGAAAACCACCCAUUCGUCCCAGACCACCAACUUUGCGAGCGCCUGGAGGCGGGACGAGCAGCAGUUCUGGGACAAGGAGGUUGCCAAGGAGCAGGGGAAGCGAGAGCCCCCCACGAAGGUCUCGAAGCCCGGUCGCACCGGUUCCGGCUCGAGCCGGAAGUCCUGGACCAAGUUCAAGGGCCGGCGCAGCGGGGCCACCACGGCGACGACGAGCAUCACCACGGCCACGACGCCCUCCCCGCGGCACGCCCGCAAGCUCCAGCAGUUGCCGCACCAGGGCCACGACCGGUUGAUGGACGACCUGGUGCUGCGGGAGGAGCUAGAACACGCGGAAAUAUAACGGCACCACGCCAAACCGGAACAAGGGUCGCAGCAGCGUGGCUGCGACGCAGGGGUUCCGCGGUUUUUUCUCGAUCGUGCGAGAAAAUGUUUGUACAUCUAUGGGAAUCCGUUUGCUCUUCGCAAGCACGGGGGGCGCAUCGCAUAUUUCCCCCCGAGCGAGCGCAAUCGAACGGCCCGAACGAUUGCUAGAUAUUAUUACAUUAUACACCUACCUAUAUACAGUCACCGAACGAGUCUAUCAAACGUGAGAACCGGGGACUGAACUAAACUAAAGUUAACAUU
Molecule: messenger RNA, 2111 nt
Organism: Pseudo-nitzschia multistriata
Lineage: Eukaryota; Bacillariophyta; Bacillariophyceae; Bacillariales; Bacillariaceae
Source: the annotation of a GenBank genome assembly